Brachypodium distachyon (stiff brome) is the source of this 1188-nucleotide messenger RNA. Its product is annotated as vacuolar protein sorting-associated protein 32 homolog 2. Gene Ontology annotation, cellular component: ESCRT III complex; multivesicular body; cytoplasmic side of plasma membrane. NCBI's taxonomy places the organism in Eukaryota, Viridiplantae, Streptophyta, Magnoliopsida, Poales, Poaceae. The transcript is spliced from 7 exons. The coding region runs from base 336 to 995 and encodes 219 amino acids. The record is from RefSeq and is a predicted model, not a curated record. Gene Ontology annotation, biological process: vesicle budding from membrane; late endosome to vacuole transport via multivesicular body sorting pathway.
UUUCCCCUCCUUCACCUAAAACCGGGGUUGGUUUCUGUCUGUGGGCGGCUCUUUCCGCGGAAAGGAAGAUAAGUUCGACGGCUGUUAAUCGAGAAAGAGACCAUGGGAUACGAAAUUCAGAACAUCAUCUUUUAGUGGUAUGGACUAUGGAGAGUUUGUAGCGAUUAAAGGACCAGGACCAGGACCAGGAGCCACCUUUCCCCUCCCUUCCCCUCUUGUUCCUCACCCAGCUAGGCAUUAAACCCUGCUGGAAACACCAUUCCGGUUCAUCGUCCACCUAUCCAUUCAUUCACAGGCCAUCAUCAUCCUAACCAGGAGAAGGGUGCAACAAGAAGAUGCUGAAGAAACUGCUGUUGAAGACUAAGAGCAAGAAGAAGAAUGAGGCUGCUUCUUCUUCCCUACUCACUUUGGAUCGACUGCACGAGACCCUAGAAAUGCUGGAGAAGAAAGAGCGUUUUCUUCAGAAAAAGUCUUCUGCGGAAGUAGAAAAGGCUAAGGAUUAUACGAAGGCAAAGAAUAAAAAUGCUGCAAUUCAGUGCUUAAAGAAGAAGAAGUUGUACGAAACACAAAUCGAGCAGCUAUCAAAUUUUCAGUUGCGAGUUCAUGAUCAGAUUAUAAUGCUUGAAAAUGCAAAGGCAACAACUGACACUGUUGAUGCUUUACGGUCCGGAUCAUCUGCUGUCAAAGCUAUUCAACAGUCACUGAGCAUCGAUGACAUUGAGAACGUCAUCGAAGAGGCGAACGAACGCACAGAAGACAUGAAACAGAUACAGGAAGCACUGGCAACACCUUUCGGGGCUUCAGCUGAAUUUGACGAGGAUGAACUAGAGGCGGAGCUGGAAGAGCUGGAGGAGGAAGAGCUCGACCUGCCCGAACCGCCUCGGGGCACACCCGUAAUGGAACCGUCGCCGUCUGCUACAACAUCUUCUCGACCGCCGGCGGUGGCCAGUGAUUUCGCUGAAUUGACAAGGCUUCAGGCAGAGAUGGCGCUUUAGGGAUCUCUCAAAGCUGCGGUUGGGAGAGGAUGCUGCUGACAUUGCAAUCUCUGUUAUCUCACUGACAUGACAUCCUGCUGUGUACAUGUAUUAUUAUAACAUGUUGUAAAAUGAGAUUCAGCUUGUGUGCUGUAGAACAUCCAAUUCAUGCUAGAAUUUUUUGCUUGCAGCUGUCCUCCUGACUGAUGGCAAA